Molecule: messenger RNA, 1218 nt
Organism: Athalia rosae (coleseed sawfly)
Lineage: Eukaryota; Metazoa; Arthropoda; Insecta; Hymenoptera; Athaliidae
Gene: CIAPIN1
Product: anamorsin homolog
Exons: 5
Coding region: 145-987 (280 amino acids)
Biological process (GO): iron-sulfur cluster assembly
Cellular component (GO): cytoplasm
Molecular function (GO): iron-sulfur cluster binding
Source: RefSeq, a predicted model, not a curated record
UCUUUCGGUUAUAGUAGACGAGCUUAUUCCAAGUUGUUAAUCAACGCAACAUGGUGCAAUUUCGCUGUUUGCUUCAAGGCUAUCAGUCAUUGUCAUCGUAAAUAUUAACUACAAUCAACCACGUUCAAUAAAUUAUCUACAAACAUGGCAAAUUCCGUUUCUGAAGGGAAUCGUGUAUUGAUAAUUUGGGGGCCUGACACGGGGUUCGAAGAAGUGCAAAAAUUACUAUCAAAAGUUAGAGAUCAGGUUGGGAAGUCUGGCAGCGCUUCUCUGGAAAAUUCAAACCGAAUUUUUGAUUCAAGUUACGAGAGUUCAUCUAGGGAUGAAAUCUUAUCAGGCUUUGCACGUCCAUUCGUGCAUAACGAUCAGUUGCUGGCUGAAUUACUUCGUAUACUAAGCCCAGGAGGUAGACUCGUCAUCCGUGAGCCAGCCGUUGAAGAACCUGGUCAUGAGGAUCUGAAAACAUGCUCAGAGAUCGUUUCCAAGUUAAAAAUGAAUGGAUUUCUUUUGGAAGAAUCUACUGGAUGUGAAUGUUUAUCCAUUACUGCGGAGGCUAAAGAAAUUCUUAUUCAACAAUAUAAAGUAGACGACAUCAAAGUGUGCCAAGUUUCAGCAAAAAAACCACAAUACGAGGUAGGAUCGUCUGUGUCUCUAUCGCUGAAAAAACCAGCUGCAAAUGUAUGGAAACUCGAUGAUGCCAUGGAUGAAGAUUUGAUUGACGAGAAUGAUUUAUUGGAAGAAAGUGAUAUUUUGAAACCUCAGGCCGCUUCUCUAAAAGUCUGCGCCACAUCUGGUAAGCGUAAGGCAUGCAAAGACUGCAGUUGUGGAUUAGCUGAGGAACUAGCCGAAGAAACCACCGUACCUAAAGUAGGAAAAUCAUCUUGCGGAAGUUGUUACCUCGGCGAUGCAUUCCGCUGUGCUAGUUGCCCAUAUCUCGGAAUGCCAGCUUUUAAACCAGGGGAAAAAAUUUUGCUGCCUGACAAUUGAAAAGGAAAACAGAUGACAAAUACCCAUAAGAAUACAAUUGAAAUUUGCUGUUUGACUUCACAAUAAUAUCAAGACAUCAAGACAUUCAAAAUAACAAAUAAGUUUUCGCAAAGAUAUAAAUACGAACAUUGACUGUAAAAUAAACUUUCGUUCCAAACUGAAGUAGGUAGUGAAUUGAAGUUAAUAAUUUGUGGGAAACCGUGGAGAAUAAAUGAAUUGGUAAAGAGUAAA